Molecule: messenger RNA, 1332 nt
Organism: Lolium perenne
Lineage: Eukaryota; Viridiplantae; Streptophyta; Magnoliopsida; Poales; Poaceae
Source: RefSeq, a predicted model, not a curated record
CAAUGAGACUUGGCAAACUAUUUCCGUUCUUCAAAUUGUUGACGAAUCUUGAGCAAACACACAGAGGAGACAGCUAAGGGUACUCACUAUUUUCAGGCCAACUUUGUCUGAAGGAAUCCUCAGGCCAAAAUCAGGACCUGUGAGCAGAGACUUGCACGAAGACUCGGGAUUGUAAUUUGUGUCGAGAAUUUCACCUCCCCUGUCGGUUUGAACGAAACAGCAUGAAUUUCUUUCAGUAAGAACGUACAGCAUUCUCAGGUCGCAGUGACCAUUGUGCCAAAAAAAAAUUUGUCGCAGUGACCACGCAGUAGUAGCACGCACGGCCACACCAUGCCGUAUCCAUCGGCUUCCCAACCGAUACAGCAACACGGCCGCGGCACCAAACCUUACCGCGAACACGGCGGGGAACAUGGCGUCGUCGUCGUCCACGCCGACCCCCACCGCUGGCGCGCGGCCCAUGCCCAUCAUAUGCCCCUCCUCCUCAUUCCCAGCUGCCUCCUCGCGUGGUCUCAUCUCUCUUUGCGGCACCUCGAGGGCUUCCUCCGUCUCCUUCCAGCGACGGCGAGAAUCCCCUCUCAUCGGAAGGCGGCGCCAACCGAGCCCCACCCGUUGCUCUGACGGCUCCGGCAAGGUUGACGCACUUAAUAUUGAAGAAACCAAGCAGCCACUAGGAAGCUCCACUGGCACAAGAAAUUAUGGCAAAGAUUUUUUGAGAUUUUUCCAACCCAAAGAGUUGCUAGAAAAAUUGAAAAGAUAUGGUGCUGCUGGAGUUUUGGCAUAUGGACUGCUUAAUACCGUGUAUUAUGUCACAACCUUUCUAUUAGUUUGGUUCCGCUUUUCUCCUGCUCCUGGUAGAAUGGGUUAUGCUGCGGCAGUGGAGAGGUUUCUUAAAUUAAUGGCAAUGGUAUGGGCUGGCAGUCAAGUUACUAAAGUUCUUCGGGCAGGAGGAGCCCUGGCAAUGGCUCCGUUUGUUGAUAGAGGGCUGAAAUGGUUCACAGUCAAGUUCCAUUUCAAGUCAGAGGGAAAGGCAUUUGCCACAAUCGUAGGGUUGUGCUUUGCACUUGCUGCCGUCAUGUUCGUUGGAUUAACAGUACUUUGGGCAUAGCGCAUCUGUUGCUGACGGCUGAGGGAUCAUGGCAAGAUGCUGCGGAGGUACAGGGGCAUAGGUUUCCGGACUUAACUAAUGGGCGUACGACACCUUCAACAUAAAUAUAUUCCUGUAUCAAGAUCCUGUCGGGCAUGUGUUUAGUAGACCUAGCGCAAACUGAUCAGCCUGUGGUGUGGAGAUGUAAUCUGUUCUGAUGUUCAGAAAGCCCCUGGAUUCAAACAUCA